This is a messenger RNA of Capronia epimyces CBS 606.96, 969 nucleotides long. RefSeq lists its product as uncharacterized. Lineage: Eukaryota; Fungi; Ascomycota; Eurotiomycetes; Chaetothyriales; Herpotrichiellaceae. Gene Ontology annotation, molecular function: oxidoreductase activity. The record is from RefSeq and is a predicted model, not a curated record. The transcript has 3 exons. Bases 1 to 969 code for a protein of 322 amino acids.
AUGUCCACGCACACGGUGUUCCGCCUGGCCUCGCGCGACGGCUUCGACGGGCUCAAGGCGUUUCAGGAGCCCAUGUCCAGGCCUGGUCGGGGUGAAGUACUCGUCAAGGUGCGCAGCGUAGGGCUAAACUAUCGGGAUAUCGCCAUCGCGACGUCAAAUUACCCCCUACCGGUCAAAGACCUCGUCGUUCCAUGCUCGGACAUGGCGGGCGAGGUGGUGCAGGUGGGUGACGACGUCGUGAGUGGCGGCGGCGCCGACGAAGUGGCUGUGGGAGACGCCGUCGUCACACCGGCGAGCUUCGUGUUGCUGUAUGGCCCGACCAAGGGUCACCUCGACACGCUGGGCGGAGGCCGGGACGGCGUGCUGCGCGAGUACUUCGUGGUGCCGGCGCAUGCCGUCAUCAAAAUCCCGCAAUCGUCGUCCCACAGUCUCACCGACUGGGCGGCCAUGACAACCACAGGGGCGACGGUGUGGAAUGCAUUUUACGGUCAUACGCCCUUGAAGCCGGGCCAGACUGUAUUGGUGCAAGGCACCGGCGGGGUCGCUCUCACAGCGUUGAUUUUCGCCAAAGCAGCCGGCGCCACCGUCAUUGUCACAUCGUCCAGUGACGACAAGUUGGAUUAUGUCAAGGCCAAGUAUGGCGCCGACUUCACCAUCAACUACAAGACGCACCCCCGCUGGGCCGCUGAGGUGCAGCGCAUUACCAACGGCCGAGGCGCCGACCACGUCGUCGACGUCGGCGGCGCGGGGACCAUCGAGCAGAGCCUCGAGGCGGUGGCCUGGGGAGGCAUCGUGUCCAACAUUGGCUUUUUGGCCGGCGUGCCCGAAGGUCAAAUGCCCAACGUAGCUUUAAUGACCCUGGUCAAAGGUUCCACGCUCCGCGGCAUCUUGAGCGGGUCGAAGCAGCAACUGGAAGAGGCCGUGAGGAGAUCCUGGCCGCCUUUGAGUACGUCGCUUCCGGCAAGAUGA